Messenger RNA from Rubroshorea leprosula, 1197 nucleotides. The record is from the annotation of a GenBank genome assembly. Lineage: Eukaryota; Viridiplantae; Streptophyta; Magnoliopsida; Malvales; Dipterocarpaceae.
CUCCCCCUCUGCCCUCUGCUCUUCUUUCUUCAUUACUUGUAACAUCUGUUUGCAUUCCUUCUUCUCAGUUUAAUUACGCGUUUUUGAAACGGGUGGUUCGAACUCGAUCAAACUUCCACACUGGUUAUCUUUGCCACUUGAGGAGAAGAUGGAAUACGAGAACUGCUACAGAUUAGCUCAGAGCCCAAAGUAUGACUGCCUUCUGUUUGAUCUUGAUGAUACCCUUUACCCUCUUAGUUCUGGAAUUGCAAGAGAAUGUGGAAAGAACAUUAAGGAUUACAUGGUUGAAAAGCUUGGCAUAGACAAGGACAAAAUCACUGAAUUGUCUGAUCUGUUGUACAAAAACUAUGGGACAACAAUGGCUGGCCUUAGGGCAAUUGGCUAUGACUUUGAUUAUGAUGAGUACCAUAGUUUUGUUCAUGGAAGAUUACCAUAUGAUAACUUAAAACCUGAUCCUGUUUUGAGAAGUCUGUUGCUCAGUCUGCCUUUCCGAAAAGUUAUUUUCACAAAUGCAGACGCGAAGCAUGCAGAAAAUGCUAUUAGCAAGCUGGGGCUAAAUGGCUGUUUUGAAGGGAUCAUCUGCUUUGAGACUCUGAAUCCUACUCACAGAAGCAAUGCUUCUGAUGACGAAGACGACAUUGAGUUUGUGGGAUCAGCUGCUGCUGCUACCUCUCCUGCCAAUUCAACUGAUGUUCAUAAUAUCUCCAAAAUCUUUGACAUUGUUGCGCAUUUUGCUCAACCGAACCCUGGUGUGUCAUUACCUAAGACACCCAUUGUUUGCAAGCCAUCAGAAGCUGCCAUAGAACGUGCUCUCAAGAUAGCUAACAUCAACCCCCAGAGAACAUUGUUCUUUGAUGAUAGUGUCCGUAACAUACAGGCUGGAAAACGCGUAGGCCUUCACACGGUUCGGGUUGGUACUUCCCAGAGAGUCAAAGGUGCAGAUUAUGCAUUAGAAAGCAUCCACAACAUCAAGGAAGCGUUACCAGAGCUCUGGGAGACUGAUAGGAAGUCAGGAGUUGGUUAUUCUGGCCAGGUUCCGGUGGAGACAUCUGUGACAGCUUAGAUUCUAUGUACUAGUACUAAUGCAAGAAAAUCAAUCAGAUGUCUUGAGACUCAUUAUCCCAUCAAUGCAGAUUUCUUUUUCUUCCUAGCAUUGUUAUAUAUAUGUGAAUAUAAAAAUAAAAAAUUCAGCCUUUU